Eutrema salsugineum is the source of this 1209-nucleotide messenger RNA. RefSeq lists its product as uncharacterized. The record is from RefSeq and is a predicted model, not a curated record. The transcript has a single exon. The coding region runs from base 1 to 1209 and encodes 402 amino acids. Lineage: Eukaryota; Viridiplantae; Streptophyta; Magnoliopsida; Brassicales; Brassicaceae.
AUGGCUCUCAAUACGCCGCAAACAAUUCAAGACGCAUUGCACCGAUCGUCAGACUUCGUCGUAAACGAGGAGGAAAUGAAAAACUUGGAUGAGCAGUACGAAGCCACGAAAGCAGCGAUCCGAAGCUCAAUUUUGCUGCGCCCCGCGAAGAAGGGCAAUUCAUCGAGCAAUGCAACAACGCAGAGUCCAGAUGAACCUAGGAGCGGAGGUGCCCAUAACUACCAGGUCAGCUCCGGACGCAGAAGAGGAGAGCUGCGCAACAACACUUGGGUGAGAAAGUCCGCCAACUACGACGAGAAAGCUUUCUGCGAGUAUCAUCAGACCUAUGGACACUCAACGGCUCAAUGCCGAACUCUAGGAGCAAAGCUCGCAGCAAAAAUGGCAGCAGGAGAGCUCCAAAACGCGGUCAGCCUCAAAGACCUCGUUCCUAACGGCGCGGCGGAACCAGCGAAUCCUCCCCGACGAGGCGAUAAUCCCAAACGCGACAGGAGAGGCGAACCUGAAGAGCGACCCGAGCCGAGGCAAAUGAUCAAUAUGAUUAUGGGUGGAUCUCAAUACUACCAAGAUACCGUGUCCUCCAUCAAAGCCUAUCAGCGUCGAGCCGAAGCGAAGGAGAAUUGGACAGAGCCAACCAACAUCCCAAACACAGUGAUCUCUUUCGCCGAGGAGGAAACGUCAGGAAUCGAUCGACCUCACAACGAUCCGUUGGUGAUUGAGCUAACAAUCAGGGAUCAUGAUGUGGAAAGGGUGCUCAUCGAUACUCGAAGCUCGGUGAAUGUCAUCUUCAGGGAAACACUCAAAAGAAUGGGAAUCGACCUCUCCGAGGUGGAAGCAAUCCCUAAACCUCUAACCGGAUUUUCAGGAGAAACGACGAUGCCUAUGGGAACGCUCAGACUUCCCGUGGUAGCUAGCGGAGUCACUAAGAUCGUCGAAUUCUGCGUCAUGGAUCACCCAGCAAUCUACAAUGUGAUCAUGGGAACUCCCUGGAUCAACGGGAUGCGGGCAGUACCCUCCACUUACCAUCUCUGCCUCAAAUUCCCAACUCCAUCGGGCGUCAAAACGAUCUGGGGGAAUCAGAAGGAGUCGCGAAUGUGCUGCCUAGCCGAGCACAAACUGAGGAACCCCGUCACCGACGCACGAGCUAACAUAGACCGCAAAAAAAUGAAGACAGACAGAGAGCCCGCGAACGAGCUCUCCAAACUCUUAUAG